GAAUAUCAUUAAGGAAGUGGAUAAAUUGGGUUGAAUAUCAUUAAGGAAGUGGAUAAAUUGGGUUGAUCAUUAAGGAAGUGGAUAAAUUGGGUUGAAUAUCAUUAAGGAAGUGGAUAAGUUGGGUUGAAUAUCAUUAAGGAAGUGGAUAAAUUGGGUUUAAUAUCAUUAAGGAAGUGGAUAAGUUGGGUUGUCUUCCUGUCUAUUUCAUUUUAUGUGUUCGGAAUUCGCCGUACAUUAUGAACAGUGAAGAAAAGAAAGUUUCGUGCGUCCUAACGGUCGUAUCGCAGUGAGAGCGUGGAUGUAACGGUUGCAUGGUAACGGUUGCAUGGUAACGGUUUGCUGUAAGGAGCACGAGCGCAGGAGAAAGGGGGUCGGGCGAACAGCUCUCGGCACCCGGGACUCGACGCUCCCCUCGGCUCUGAUUGGUCGCUGCCCUGCAGUUUUCGCGCCAACGCGCUGCAUUGUGGGGAUGGGUUAGCGGAAGUCCGCUGGUCGUGGAGAAACUGGGAGCUGCGGCUGUGUUUUGGUGUUUCGGAUUUAACUUUGCGGGGUGCAAAACUUGACCGAAACUGUAAACUGUUGAGUUUGUACGAAUGCGGGGAGAAGAGUCGUCGGAUUCUGAGUCGGGGAGGAUGGAGGAGAGCUCAGUCCGGAGGAGUUUGGAGACGUUGUGUCAGGAGCUGAACAUGGACGAGCAGACGGCCACUGAAGCCAUGGACAACUUCACUGCCAUCUGGGAUACUUACACACUAGAGGGAGAGGUGGUCCACUGGUUGGCCUGUUCGCUGUACGCAGCCUGCAGGAAAGGAUCCACUCCCACGGUGGGUAAAGGGCUGAUGGAAGGAAACUGCGUCUCCCUCACAAGGAUCCUUCGCUCCUCCAAACUCAGUUUGAUCCAGUUCUUCUCUAAGAUGAGGAAGUGGGCCGACAUGUCCAACCUCUCGCAGGACUUCCGGCUGCGUAUGGAGCGGCUGGAGCGCAACUUUGAGGUUUCCACGGUGAUAUUCCGCAAGUUCGAGCCCAUCUUCAUGGACAUGUUUCAGAACCCGCAGGGAGGCGAACCGCCACGCCAGCCACGCAGCAGGAAACACAGGCGGCUGCCCUGUCACAUCAGCGAUGUGUUCAAGUUCUGCUGGACUCUGUUUGUCUACACCAAAGGUAACUUCCGUAUGAUUGGUGAUGACCUGGUGAACUCGUACCACCUGCUGCUCUGCUGUCUGGACCUUGUGUUUGGCAACGCUCUGCUCUGUGCAAACAGGAAGGACCUCAUCAACCCGACAUUUAGAGGUCUGCCUGCUCUCUACCGCGCUGACGGCCACGUCUCACCAGACGAGCCGCCUCCGUGUGUGUUGGAGAAGUUGUGUGAGCUGCAUGACGGGCUGGUUGUGGAGGCGAAAGGCAUCAAACAGCAUUACUUCAAACCUUAUAUACAGAAACUGUUCCAGAAACAGAUCCUGAAAGGAAACGAGGAGCUUUUGACAGAACUGUUGGAUCCUCAGAACUUCAUUGAUAACAAUAAAGCCAUAAACAGGGAGUAUGAGGAGUACGUGUUGACGGUGGGAGAUUUUGAUGAGCGGGUGUUUCUUGGAGCCGACGCCGAUGAGGAAAUCGGAACUCCGAGGAAAAUCGUUCAGGAACCUUCAGCCAGCCAGACGAGCGCUCAGAACCAGCUGCAGCAACAUGUAGAGAAGUCGGGCUCUCUCGCUCCCUCCACCCCCCUGACGGGACGAGUCUACCUGAAGGAGAAGGACCUGCUCGUCACGCCCGUCUCCUCGGCGACGCAGAGCGUCAGCCGGCUGCAGAGCAUGGUGGCCGGGUUAAGGACCGCCCCCAGCGACCAGCUGAUGCAGAUUUUCAAAUCCUGCUCCAGAGACCCAACUGAGUCCAUACUGGCCAGAGUAAAGACACUGGGACAAACCUUCAAAGAACAUUACACCAACGACUCGGAGGAAUCAUCUGGCUCUCAUAUCGAUUUUGCAGAGAACCGACUGAAGCUGGCUGAGAUCCUUUACUACAAGAUCCUGGAGAACGUCAUGGUUCAGGAGACCAGACGGCUGCACGGCAAAGACAUGAGUGUUUUGUUAGAGCAGGAUAUCUUCCACUGUUCUCUGAUGGCGUGUUGUCUGGAGGUGGUGUUGUUCUCCUACAGCUCCCAGAGAACCUUCCCCUGGAUCAUCAACGUCUUCAAACUGCCCUCGUUCUACUUCUUUAAGGUGAUCGAGGUGUUCAUCCGCUCAGAGGAAGGCCUGUCCAGAGACAUGGUGAAGCAUCUGAACUUGAUUGAAGAGCAGGUUCUGGAGAGCAGAGCGUGGACUGCAGACUCGGCCCUGUGGAGCGCCCUGCAGGCCGCCGGGAACAAAGUCCCCACAGUGGAGGAGGUGAAUUUUUCCUCCAGUUUAGACACUGGUUCUGGUUCUGGUUCUGGUUCUGCCAUGGGAGGUCAGUCCCACCUGCCUCUGGUCGCCCUCUCGCCCAUCAUCCACCCUCGCAUCAGGGAGUUCAGAUCCGGUCUGGGCAGCGCACGCAAAGACGUGCCUCCUUCUCCGCUGUCGGUCCACGACAGGUACAGCUCCCCGGCAGCCGGCAGCGCCAAACGCCGUCUCUUCGGCGACGACCCUCCGACCGUGACAUCGGGAGUGAUCGCGGGUUUGAGCCCGAUAUCGUCUCCGGCUAAAAGGCUGACGUUCGGCUCCAGCAGCACCCUGAAGAUCGGAGCUCCGGGUACCCAGACCACCGUCCUGAGUAUCCCCCUGCAAGGAAUGAGUAACGAACGCACAAUCACACUGAUCCCGGUGCCGCCGUGUGAAUCAUCGGGUCCCGUCACCGCUCAGUUCCUGCUGACCGCCUCCCCCAGCCGCGCUGCGCCCGCUCCUGCACCCGUGACCUCUGACCCCCAGACGGGAAGCGGCAGGCCGCGACGCACCGGAUCACUGGCUCUGUUCUUCAGGAAGGUGUAUCACCUGGCCAGCGUGCGUCUGCGGGAUCUGUGCGUGAAGCUGGACGUCUCCUCGGAGCUUCGAGGGAAGAUCUGGACGUGUUUCGAACAUUCUCUGGUUCACUCGACCGAUCUGAUGCGAGACAGACAUCUCGACCAGCUGCUGCUGUGCAGCGUUUACAUCAUAUGCAAAAUCACCAAAGAGACUCACACCUUCCAGGACAUCAUGAAGUGUUAUCGCAGCCAACCACAAGCCAGCAGCCAUGUCUACCGCAGCGUCCUAUUGCGUCACACUCCCAGAGAGCAGGUGGCUGAUGAGAACAUGGAGGUGGAUCCUGCAUCGGGCGGCGAAUCUGCGGAGAAAACCAAUCAGGUCUCAGCAGAAGCGAACUCCGACCAAUCAGGGGAGGAGGAGCGCGGUGACCUCAUCCAGUUCUACAACAGCGUCUUCGUCCUGAAGAUGAAAAGCUUCGCGCUGCGAUACGCCACCCACGAUAACCGGGCGGACGCUCCUCCUCUCUCUCCGUUCCCGUCGGUUCGGGCUCAGCCUCUCUCUCCUCGUCGAGUCUCUCAGAGACACUCGCUGUACGUCUCCCCGCACAAGAACUCCGCAGGCUGCCUCACGCCGAACUCCUACACGUACAGGAUCAACAGCAGCCCGUCGAAGGAGUUAUCGGACAUCAACCGGAUGAUCCGGCAGGGCAGCGUGAGCAGGAAGAGGGCCUUCACCAUGGAGGGAGACAUGAUGAUGUCAUCAGCGUGCGACUCCCCCAGCAAGAGGGCGUGUCCAGAAAACGGCAGCAGUCCGGACGUGUUGCUGAAACGCCUGCAGGACGUCGUGUCAGAACGGCAAAGUCACUGACGGACAAAAAAAACCCCAACAUGAACAUGAAAGUAAUGAAAACGUUUUUCAUUACAGAACUGAAAGAAAGCAUCUGAAGAAGCUGAGAAGACGAACGUGACCCUUUCGUACCUCAGCGAGAAAACAACCAGUUACUUGUGGAGAAAUGUUUGUGUUUUUCAGGAAACUUUUCUCAUCACUGAUGCCAGUUUAUCUUUAUAUAUUAUGACCUGAUAGUCAUAGAGUCUGUGUAGCAUAUGAUGGCAGGAUUUAUGCCAUUUUGUUUUAUCCAAAGCAGCGUCUAAUUCCUCCUCCAGUGUUUCCAGAAACCACAAAAUUCAGGUUUUGAUACCAGUUAUAAUAUCUAAAAUUAGAUAUUUGAGCUACUGAGAUGCUUUACGUCUGUUAACUGAUUCUCGGUUUUCUUCAGCCGUUUGACUUAAUUGGUUGAAAUUCUUUGCUGUUAAAAUUCAUCUUUCAGCGCAGCAGUGAUGUCACAGUGUACUCCAGUGUACGCUGUGACAUCACUGCCAGUUAAACUCUUUCGAAUCCGCUCCGUUACGUCCUCUGCAGGUGGCGCCGAAAUGGUUUUUCAUCUGCCGAUUGCAUUAAAAAGUCCAAAAUACACAUUUUCAUACAAAAAUCUGAUAUGAAACGCAGAUAUUAAACGGCGGCGCAGAUGAAUCAUCACACAAAGAAGAAGUAAACACUCGAGUCUAUCGGCCAAUUCGUUAUAAGCUUUUUAUGUUUUCAGUCAGAUGACCCUAAUGAAGCAUUUUCAAGUAAGAUAUUGUUCAGUUGCCAUGACAACCGUGGCGUUUUCCUUUAAUCCUCUUAAAGCUUUCACCGUCUAAAGUAAAUUACAGUCUGAGGAAGAACUGAUAUCGGACUUAUUUUUACCCGACGUGACAGUUUAGUGAGAUUUGUGUGUAAAUAGUUUCCUUCAUGACAAAUCAGGCUGCGUUGUACAUUCUUCAGUAUUAAACAAAUCUGCUGAGUUUUCUACUUCCUGUAGAGAUUUUAUCGCGGAGGGGAAAUUGUUUAAUUUUAAUCUUUUACUAAUUAGUUUUACCGUUUCUCUUAAUGUUUCCCUUUUAUGGUUAUAAACCAUUUAAUGUAUAAUUCUGUAACGCGAACAACAAGAGUGCUCGUUUGAAGCAGCAUUUUUGUACGUGUGUGUGUGUGUGUGUGUGUGUGUGUGUGUGUGUGUGUGUGUGUGUGUGUGUGUGUAGUAUCUACACUUUAUUGAUUCUGUGUCUUCAUUCACUCAACAGUACUGAUGUUAGAAAUCUAACUUUACAGGUUUUAACAUUUAAUAUCUACUGUUUUUGUUUUGCUAAAAGCAAAGUUGGGAAAAAAAGGAGACAUUCAGAAACUAACUGCUUAUUGUAAAAAAAAAAAAAAUACAACUUUAAAGUGCAGAUUUUGCUAAAAGUAUAAUAAUGGAUGGAGAUGUGUAAGCAGGACACAGGUUUGUAUCACUGUGAUGCGUUUACUGAACACUCUUUAACCUCAAGGACAUUUGUAUUUUCUACAAACAGUCAAAGGUUUUGUACAAUAAAACAGCUUUUCAACUUUA
This is a messenger RNA of Thunnus maccoyii (southern bluefin tuna), 5355 nucleotides long. It is a transcript of the gene rbl1, whose product is annotated as retinoblastoma-like 1 (p107). Gene Ontology annotation, cellular component: nucleus; transcription regulator complex; chromatin. The transcript is spliced from 22 exons. The coding region runs from base 594 to 3797 and encodes 1067 amino acids. The record is from RefSeq and is a predicted model, not a curated record. Gene Ontology annotation, biological process: cell differentiation; negative regulation of G1/S transition of mitotic cell cycle; regulation of transcription by RNA polymerase II. Lineage: Eukaryota; Metazoa; Chordata; Actinopteri; Scombriformes; Scombridae. Gene Ontology annotation, molecular function: RNA polymerase II transcription regulatory region sequence-specific DNA binding.